Molecule: messenger RNA, 275 nt
Organism: Rotaria sp. Silwood2
Lineage: Eukaryota; Metazoa; Rotifera; Eurotatoria; Philodinida; Philodinidae
Source: the annotation of a GenBank genome assembly
ACCUAUUAAUUGUGAAAGUGAAAGAAAAUAUCUUACAUCAACAACAACGAUCCAAAAUUAUAUAUGAUUAUCAUCGUCAAAAUCCUGAAUAUAAUUUGGGUACAACAGUUGUAACUCGAAUUUUUACUACAAGAUCCAAAUUAGAUCCAAAGUUUUCUGUUGAUCCAAAAGUUAUUAUUAAAAAAGGUCAUCCACUCUAUUGGGUUGAAGAUAUAGAAACUAAAACAAUAUCAAGAGUUCAUAUCAAUGAUAUAAAACCAUUAUUGAUUCAAUAA